Molecule: messenger RNA, 2147 nt
Organism: Prunus avium (sweet cherry)
Lineage: Eukaryota; Viridiplantae; Streptophyta; Magnoliopsida; Rosales; Rosaceae
Product: pyrophosphate--fructose 6-phosphate 1-phosphotransferase subunit beta
Biological process (GO): photosynthesis; response to glucose; glycolytic process
Cellular component (GO): cytosol
Molecular function (GO): 6-phosphofructokinase activity; ATP binding; diphosphate-fructose-6-phosphate 1-phosphotransferase activity
Source: RefSeq, a predicted model, not a curated record
GUCUUAUUCUUUGGGUACUAAAAUAAUAAUAAAAGCUUGACUACAUACCAAGCUGUAUACUAGAUUCCAUUAUCCAUAAAGCAACUUUCCGCUUCACAAGCCAAAAGCCAAAACCAGCACCGCUCCGAAACCCAUCUAUCUGUUUCUUCAUUCUCACAGUCUCUCUCAGUUUGAAGGCGAUCAUGUCCUCGUCCUCUGUCAACCUCAAGGCGGUGCCUGGUCGAUUGACCUCUUCGUACAGCGAGGUCCAGGCCAGUCGUCUCGACGUUUCGCUUCCUCUCCCUUCUGUUCUCAAAAGCUCCUUCAGCGUCGUCGAUGGCCCUAAAAGCUCUGCUGCUGGAAACCCAGAAGAGAUAGCCAAGUUGUUUCCUAACCUAUUUGGACAGCCCUCAGCAGUGCUAAAUCCAGGUGGUUCUUCAGUACUUUCAAAGGAUACAAGUUUGAAGAUUGGAGUGGUUCUCUCUGGAGGACAGGCUCCUGGUGGACACAAUGUCAUUUCUGGGAUUUUUGAUUACUUACAGCACCGCACUAGUGGAAGUACAGUGUAUGGAUUUAAGGGUGGUCCGGCAGGUAUCAUGAAGGGUAAAUAUGUUGAAUUGUCUGCGGAAUUUGUGUAUCCUUACAGAAAUCAGGGUGGCUUUGACAUGAUUGCUAGCGGCAGAGACAAGAUCGAAACUCCCGAACAGUUUAAGCAAGCAGAAGAAACAGCAAAGACGCUUGAUUUGGAUGGGCUUGUGGUCAUUGGUGGGGAUGACUCAAAUACUAAUGCUUGCCUUCUAGCUGAACAUUUCAGGGGUAAAAAUAUCAAGACACGGGUAAUUGGAUGUCCAAAAACCAUUGAUGGUGAUCUGAAAAGCAAAGAAGUGCCUGUCAGUUUUGGAUUUGACACUGCAUGCAAGUUAUAUUCAGAAAUGAUUGGUAAUGUAAUGACAGAUGCCCGUUCAACUGGGAAAUACUACCAUUUUGUAAGGCUUAUGGGGCGUGCAGCUUCUCAUAUAACCUUGGAAUGUGCUCUGGAGACUCAUCCAAACGUUACAAUUAUUGGGGAAGAAGUUGCUGCCAAGAAGCAGACACUCAAGAGUGUAACAGACUAUAUAACAGAUAUAAUCUGCAAACGCUCAGAACUUGGAUUUAAUUAUGGUGUCAUACUUAUACCAGAGGGCCUGAUUGAUUUUAUUCCGGAGGUACAGCAACUAAUUGCAGAGCUUAAUGAAAUAUUAGCUCAUGAUGUUGUUGAUGAAGCAGGGGUGUGGAAAAAGAAACUCCAGACCCCAUCUCAUGAGCUUUUCGAGUUUUUGCCUCCAACAAUUCAGGAGCAACUACUGCUUGAAAGAGAUCCACAUGGGAAUGUGCAGGUUGCCAAAAUAGAGACAGAAAAGAUGCUCCUUCAGAUGGUAGAAACUGAACUGGACAAGCGGAAGCAGGAGGGUAAAUAUAAGCGGGACUUCUUAGGAAAGACCCACUUCUUCGGUUAUGAGGGUAGAUGUGGUUUGCCUACGAACUUUGAUGCAAACUACUGCUAUGCAUUGGGUUUUGGUGCUGGAGCCCUCCUUCAUUCUGGAAAGACUGGGUUGAUUUCCUCUGUGGGAAAUUUGGCUGCUCCAGUGGAGCAAUGGACAGUUGGGGGAACAGCACUGACUUCUUUAAUGGAUGUGGAACGGAGACAUGGGAAGUUCAAGCCUGUGAUUAAGAAAGCAAUGGUGGAACUUGAAGGCGCUCCAUUCAAAAAAUUUGCAUCUUUUCGUGACGAGUGGGCGCUUAAGAAUCGUUAUGUUAAUCCAGGUCCGAUUCAAUUUCUUGGUCCAGCAGCGAAUGCUAUCAACAACACUCUUCUGCUGGAACUCGGAGCACAAGCAUAGGAACAAGGAAAAUCAAUGUCAUAUUUCAGUUUUAUCAAACCACAAUAACAACUUCAGCCAACAUGUAUCAACUGGAACUCGGAUCCAUUUGACUUGUAGUUGCUUAAUAGGUUUCUUUUCUUUUUCCUUAUUUUAUCUGUAGCCUUAACUCUCUUUGUUGCCUUACUGUACCUGGCUUAUAAAAGAACAGAUAGUUCACUUUCCUGUCCUCGUUAAUGAGGAGUAAUAAAGUUGACUGUAAAUAUUGUUCAGAUUAAAUCGAGCAACAUUUUCAAGCUUGGGCACAAA